This is a messenger RNA of Caenorhabditis briggsae, 1182 nucleotides long. RefSeq names its product Protein CBR-NHR-115 (gene Cbr-nhr-115). Gene Ontology annotation, molecular function: DNA-binding transcription factor activity; zinc ion binding; sequence-specific DNA binding. Lineage: Eukaryota; Metazoa; Nematoda; Chromadorea; Rhabditida; Rhabditidae. The transcript has 7 exons. Bases 1 to 1182 code for a protein of 393 amino acids. Gene Ontology annotation, biological process: regulation of DNA-templated transcription. The record is from RefSeq and is a predicted model, not a curated record.
AUGACGAAUAAAAUGUCGAUUGUCUCCUGCAAAAUUUGUGGACAAGAUUCGCAUGGGAUCCAUUUUGGUGUCCGGUCCUGUCGAGCGUGUGCCGCGUUUUUUCGAAGAUACGCCCAUUCCAAAUGGGUCAUCGCAAAGUGUACAAGGAAAUCGGCAAAUCGGGAAAUGCUUUUGCCGUCCUUGCCGAUUACAAAAAUGCUUGAAACUUGGAAUGAAUUCCAAUACGGCCGAGAAAUCUAUUCGCUAGCUUCAAAAACGCCAACAAAAUUAAACCCAACACUUGCAUCUUUCAUUGGUCGACCUGAAUUUCUGAUGUUCUGUGAUCCGCAACCAUCGAAUUCAAAGACAUUCAUUGAUGUUCAGAACUUGUUGUCUGAAGCAUCACGUCUUCUGAAUAUGGGAUGUGAAACACCGAUUCUAGCCGAGAACCAGUUGAAAAAGCUGAGCCUAGGCGCCAAAUUUCUGAAGCUUGACGUUGAAAAUGUCAAGUUUCUUGGCAGGUUCGGAAAGGACGAGUUUGUAGAUGUCAUCGAAUUUUACUUUGUAUCCGUGAUCAAGUGGAUAAGUCGAUUUGAUGAGUUUCAAAAGUUGGAAAGAGAUGUGCAGAUGACACUUUUGAAUUCCAUUUGGCACGUCUUCAUGAGAUUCCACAAAUGCUCAGCGACUGCAUUGUUCCGGAAAUCUAAUCACAAUGCUCUGCCAUCUCAAAAGAUUCUGAGAAACGUUUGUAUGGAUCGAAUGAAGUCGUGUUUGGAUACAACAUGGAUGAGUGAUUUUCCCAGGGAAUAUGUAGGAAUAUACAUGAAAUCCCAGAACAUUUACGAAGAGGACGUAAUUGAACAAAUCGAAAAAUUGAGUCCAACAGAUGUGGAGCUCACCUACAUGUUUGCUCAGACUUGUUUCCAAUAUGCUGGAAACCGAUUUCAAGGAGAAAUUCUGAAAAUCACGGAUCGAUUCCAACAAAUUCUAUCCGACGACUUGCAUGUCUAUUAUAUCGUCGAACAAAAGAAUUCGAGAUAUUUCAAAAGAUUGGCAGAACUGAUGAAGGUCAAUAAUAUGAUUCAGAAAUCCGUCUGGGAAAGCCGACCACAACGGGAGUUGAAUCGAGUGUUCAAUGUAUUGAAAAUCGGAUUUUCACACCCCGAAAUGUUUCAGGACUCCCCAUUUUGCAGUUUUACAUGA